Molecule: messenger RNA, 1188 nt
Organism: Myotis brandtii (Brandt's bat)
Lineage: Eukaryota; Metazoa; Chordata; Mammalia; Chiroptera; Vespertilionidae
Gene: NOP53
Product: glioma tumor suppressor candidate region gene 2
Exons: 13
Biological process (GO): ribosomal large subunit assembly; rRNA processing
Cellular component (GO): nucleolus
Molecular function (GO): 5S rRNA binding
Source: RefSeq, a predicted model, not a curated record
GGAGUCUGUGCUGGGGACCCUGGGUGGGUGGCUGAGGCACUUGGUAGGGUGACCAGUGGCUUGGUGUCGGAGGCCCCCGAUGAUAAACUCUUCUUCGUGGAUACCGGUCCCAAGGACAGAGAGCGCGGCAGGAAGAGCACCAAAGGCCAGAAGAGGCCACUGCUCCUCAAGAAACCCCUGCGGGUCGACCUGGUGUUAGAGAACACAUCCAAGAUCCCUGCCCCCAAAGACGUCCUCGCCCACCAGGUCCCCAACGCCAAGAAGCUCAAGCGGAAGGAGCAGCUAUGGGAGAGGCUGGCCCAGCAGGGCGAGCUGCCCUGAGAGGUACGCAGGGCGCAGGCCCCUCUCCACAGCCCUCCUGCGGCAAAAGCCAGGCCCGGGCCCCAGAGCACUGCGGAGCAGCCCUUCUACGACCUCUGGACCACAGACAACCCUCUGGAGCGGCCGCUGGCUGGCCAGGACCCCUUCUUCCUGGAGCAGACCAAGAAGAAAGGUGUGAAGCGGCCGCCGCGUCUCCACACCAAGCCGUCCCAGGUGCCUGCUGUGGAGGUGACACCCUCUGGAGCCUCCUACAACCCAUCCUUUGAGGACCACCAGAGGCUGCUCUGGGAAGCCCACGAGGUGGAGCUGCAGCGGCAGAGGGAGGCGGAGAAGCUGGAGCGGCAGCUGGCCCUGCCCCCCGCCGAGCAGGCCGCCACCCAGGAAUCUGUGUUUGAAGAGAUGUGCCAGGGGCUGCUGGAGGAGUCGGAUGGGGAGGGGGAGCCAGGCGAGGGCCAGGACCAGGGGCCCGAGGGGGCUGGAGACCAGGCCAGAGAUGACGAGCUUGGAGGAGCCGAGGCCACCACACCUGCCCGCCUGGCCGCUGUGGAGAAGAAGACGGAGCAGCAGCGUCGGUGGGAAAAGGCCGCCCGGAUGCUGCGGGUACAGCAGGCCGCGGUGCGGGCCGCCCGGCUGCGGCACCAGGAGCUGUUCAGGCGGCUCAAGUACCAGGCCCCCGACAUCGACGUGCAGCUCAGCUCGGAGCUGGCCGACUCGCUCCGGACCCUGAAGCCCGAGGGCAACAUCCUCCGUGACCGGUUCAAGAGCUUCCAGAAGAGAAACAUGAUCGAGCCCCGGGAGAGAGCCAAGUUCAAGCGCAAGUACAAAGUGAAGCUUGUGGAGAAGCGGGCGUUCCGGGAGAUCCAGUGA